AUGUUGAGUAAUGAGGUGCAAAGGUUAAUUAUAAAUGAUGUAAAAGAGGCACCUUUUUAUUCUGUUAUGGCUGAUACUACACCUGACAUUUCCCACAAAGAUUGUUUGGCAAUUUGUGUACGAUAUCCUCGCAAUGGAGAAGCAGUUGAAAGACUAUUAGAAGUAGCAGAAGGAAAAGACAAGACGGGUCUGGGAACUGGGACAGAAAUUAUCGAUAUUUUGACAAAAAACUCUCUAUGUACAAAUAAUUUAGCUUUUCAAUCCUAUGACUAUGCCAGCAAUAUGUCUGGCUCAAUAAAUGGAGCUCAAGCUAAUGUUUCAAAAAUAGUUGGACACAAUGUCAUUUACAUUCCAUGCCAAGCACACAGAAUAAACACUUUUAUAGAGCACGGAUCUAGUAAUAAACGAUACAGUAUUUUGUGUAAAGAAAUGAGCGACUUGGAUAAUGUAUUGCAGCUGAGAAACCUGUCCAAAACUACAUGGACAGCUAGGGCAGAGUCUAUAAAAGCUGUUUGGUGUUCAUUUGAAGCGAUUUGUGAUAGUUUGCAUUAUAUUAGUUCACAUCAAGAUGCAUAUGAUAGAAUGACAAGAACAAAAGCUCACGAAACUCUUGAAACAAAACAUUUAUCUUUAGUUGAUGCUGCUACUUUAAUAGAUACAACUAUUAAAAUUUUAGAAGAAAUUAAUUUGGAUACUAAUUCAAUGAAUAAUUUAAUUGAUAGUGCUAUAGCCUUUUCAACAACUUUAGGAAUAAAUCCAGAAAACGAUUUUAAAAUACACCAUCGUCAUAAAAAGCCACCUACUUGGUUGGACAAAAAUUCAAAAACUCAGGUAGAAUUCAACAUGCACACAUUUUAUAGAAAAGAAUUCAAGUGUGUUCUAUCUACUUUCAUCAAUUUAUCUAAAGAUAAUUUAAAAAAAUGUAUUGAUGUAAUUUUGCCAUUGUAUAAAUUAUUUUCAGUCCCUUUCAAAAAGGAAGAUAUUUCUAUUGAAAAUGUUAAAAAUGCAUUGUUAUUGUUUCCACCUAAUAGUUCUUUGGCAAAAUGCAAAGAUGCAGAGGCAGUUCAAGCCGAAUUGGAAAUUUUGAGAAGUCUUGAAAUCAAGCCUGAUUUGACAACUGCUAAUAUAUUUGAGAAAUGUGAAGAGAUAAAACAUAUUUUGCCAUUAGCAAAAACAGUUUGUGAUUUAGCUCUUACCGCUCCAGUCAGUGUAGCAACAAAUGAGAGAACUUUUAGUAAACUUAAACUUAUAAAAACCCACUUAAGGUCUACAAUUAGUGACUCCAGACUAAAUUCAUUGAUGAUCCUCAGUAUAGAGAAAGAUGUAGUGGAUAAACUUAAUUUGAGCAAUAUUGUCAAUAAUUGGGCAUCUUUAAAAAAUCGAAGAAUACAAUUAUUGUAA
Molecule: messenger RNA, 1401 nt
Organism: Metopolophium dirhodum (rose-grain aphid)
Lineage: Eukaryota; Metazoa; Arthropoda; Insecta; Hemiptera; Aphididae
Exons: 3
Coding region: 1-1401 (466 amino acids)
Molecular function (GO): protein dimerization activity
Source: RefSeq, a predicted model, not a curated record